AUGGCAACCUUCCUACGCCCCCUAUUCAGACCCCAAGUCCUCGGUUUGGGACUUGGAGCGGGAAUAUUCGCAACCCACCAAUUGAGAUUCAAGACGCCCAUUCGACUGGAUAGCUCGCCUUCUAUAUUAUCAAGUGACAGCUACAGAAGCAAUGCGAAGACACCUGUUAUUUCAAGCGAGGGGGGCAUGAAUCCAAGGGCGAUAAGACAGAUUAGUAGUGGUAGUAUUAUUGGCCUAUGUACAGGACUGCUUGUAAGCACGUUCUCGAAGUCAUUGGCCCUCUUACUCGGAUUGAUGGUUGUAGGAGUACAGUGGGCUUCAAGUUAUGGGGUUAAUGUUAUACCAUAUAACAAAUUACAGCGCUAUGUAUCAGGUAUUGAUCUCCGCUCGGCAGUACAAGACAACGUUGCUUUCAAGUUAUCCUUCGGAACGACAUUCGCUAUGGCGGCCUUCAUGCAAUUUUAG
Messenger RNA from Glarea lozoyensis ATCC 20868, 465 nucleotides. RefSeq lists its product as uncharacterized. Lineage: Eukaryota; Fungi; Ascomycota; Leotiomycetes; Helotiales; Helotiaceae. The record is from RefSeq and is a predicted model, not a curated record. The transcript has 3 exons. Bases 1 to 465 code for a protein of 154 amino acids.